Messenger RNA from Lytechinus variegatus (green sea urchin), 4427 nucleotides. Its product is annotated as mesoderm induction early response protein 1-like. Gene Ontology annotation, cellular component: nucleoplasm. Gene Ontology annotation, molecular function: transcription corepressor activity; histone deacetylase binding. The coding region runs from base 73 to 1650 and encodes 525 amino acids. Gene Ontology annotation, biological process: negative regulation of transcription by RNA polymerase II. NCBI's taxonomy places the organism in Eukaryota, Metazoa, Echinodermata, Echinoidea, Temnopleuroida, Toxopneustidae. The transcript has 10 exons. The record is from RefSeq and is a predicted model, not a curated record.
CUUCAUCCGGGUAUUUUUUGUAAUCAUUACGUCAGCAGCGCUAGGUCAUCGUUAUCCCAUAAUACUGCAGUCAUGGCGCAGCCAGCAACAAGUGACUCGAGUCCUGAAACUGAUCGUGAUUUUGAUGUAACAGCGGAGAUGAUGGUUCACGACUAUGAUGAUGAACAAACAAUGGAAGAAGAAGAGCAAAAUGAGAGUGGAGAAAGUUUCAGCAAUAAUGAACUGGAUGAACUAGCUCAGGAUGCAGAAAUUCCAAUGGAAGACCUUUUAGCCAUGUACCUCCCUCCUGAAGGGGGAAACCCUGCAGAAGAUGAAGAAGAGGAGGAAGAGGAAGAAGAGGAGGAGGAAGAACUAACAAACGGAGAAGAAGAGCUCACUAAUGGAGAGACAGAAGAAUCCCUUCCAAACGAUGUAUAUUCAGAGUCCAGAGAAUCAACCAACACCAGGGAUAGCACCCAAAGAUUACUAAGAUCCAGUACAAAUGCUGAUGAUGAAUCAGAAUCAGGUUCAGAAGACUCUGACUAUGUACCAGUAGAUGACUGGAAAAAGUGUAUAAAUGUAGGUUCUGACUUCCAAGCCGUAGUGCCUGAAGGCCUUAGUCAUUAUGAUGAUGCACCAGUAUAUGAGAAUGAAGAUAGGCUAUUAUGGGAUCCGUACAAGCUGCAGGCAGCUGAUACAGAGCGCUUUCUAGCCCAAGUUCAUCAACCUGUAGCAGGCAUGCAAGGCAUUAGGGCAUUGCCAUCUGGGUGUCACAUCAGAGAUGAUGAAAGGACCCUUUUCAUCCUCCUACAAUGUGGGCACAAUGUAGAGGAAGCAUUGAGGCGGCAUCGGAUGCAGAUGGCACCACCAGCAGAUGAGAUGAGCCUCUGGUCAGAGGAGGAGUGUAGAAACUUUGAGAGUGGUCUCAGAACAUAUGGCAAGAACUUCCAUCUAAUUCAUCAACACAAGGUGAGGACGAGAUCUGUUGGUGAGUUGGUCCAAUUUUACUACCUCUGGAAGAAAACGGCACGUCACGACAUGUUUGCAAAUCAAAGCAGACUAGCGAAAAAGAAAUAUCACCUUCAUCCAGGAAUCACGGACUACAUGGACCGGUUCCUGGAUGAUAUCGACAACAGUAUGAGUCCUCCACCUGCCCAGUCUCUCCUGGACAAGACAAGGAUGAAUAAACCACCCAAUCAAGUCACCAUGAUGGCUCUCAAUGGAGUGCCAGACCUUCAGAACUGUUCUGCAGCAAUCGGUGGCCUUGCUAGUGGUGACCUCCCUCACGAAGCUUCAGCCUCAGGAACGUUAGGAACCUCCUACAGCUCUCUUCCUUAUGCAAGCACCCGUUCCAUGCCCAUAACCUCGGAAGACGGUGUACCUCCCGCUAAGAAACAGCGACUAAAAGACAAUGACCUCUCCGUCCUGGAGAACCUGAACAAUUUCCUAGAUAGCAAUGGAGGAAUGAACAUCACAAACUCUGCUGCAGAGCUUCUUGCUCCCAUUGAUGUGCCCCCUGCAGCCAAACCCUCCCUGGCGCACAAUUUACAGAACUUGGAUCCUAGUGCAAAGGGCUUACUGCCUUCACAGAGUGUGGUUACUAUUGGAAGUGGGUUCAAAACAACGGAAGGGAUGUCAAGAGAAAAGUAUAGUUCAGUCGUCAGCCAAUGAUGGACACGCGUUAUGUGCUGCAGUAUUCUGUGUUAAUAUGUAAAUAAGCCAGAGAGAUGCAAGAUAGAGUUUAUGUGAUCCAUCUUUUUGUACCACCUGGUUGUAUCUUUGUAAAAAAUAAGAUAAGUAAAAAAAAAUUAUGGUAGAAGAAAGGACGUGAUCUUGUUUGCGGAGUUGGUGUGAAGUUUGUUUGAAGUGACGGGAUACCACUACAAACAGAUUAGCUCAACGUGAGGAAUUGUAAUUCUUUGCCAUUAUCGCAAUCCUCUAUUUCUUCCUCACUUUCCUGUCAUGAAAUUUUACCAUUACUGUGAAUCUUAAGACUAUAUUCCUCCCUGUUCUCUUAAAUCUUUUAUUUUCCCCCCAAUAAAGAUGUUCUAAAAUAUAAAUAUAUAUCAUGUUCUCAGGUGAAGAGAGGUAUUGAAAUAGAAAGUUAAUGAAAAGGAAGGACUUUAUCACAAAGUUUACCGUGAAGGCAUUGCGUGAUGAUUCAUUUUUUUGGAGUUGUGUGCAAUGAUACAUAUUGGUAGCAUCAUAUUUUUCUGUUCGUUCUUUGUAUAUGUAACCGACCAUUCCUUUUUUAAUAUAGAAAUCCAUAUCUUAUGUCAUUUUUACAGACACGAAUGCUUCAUUUUUCCCUCCUAAGAUACAUCUAUGUAGAUACAAAAAAAUUCCUAUAGGCCUUGCCUGUGAUCGUACAUGUCAUCAUCUCAUGUAAGUGUGCACAUAACCAAAUACAUUUCAUUUGUAAGCCAUCCCAGAUGAGUUUUCAUAAAUCAGAUUAAAUUUGGUUGUGUAAGAAACCAACCAGAAGACUGACAGCUUUCAGUCCUCUGUGAGGGACUGGUCGGUGAUAAAUGUUUUACUAAAAUGCACCCGAGUGUGCACUUGGUUUUCAAGUUGCUACUUUCAAGUUUUAACUAUUGCUUUUUAUAAUCUUACAUGCUUCCAUUAGGUUUCAUUAAAAAGGAAUUGCUUAAAAGAAGAUAAAGCUCAGAUGCAUAUCAACUGUAAUAGUGACUGGGCAUCAUUAUUUUAUGGUUAUCUUUAUCUCAGCCAUAAUAAUAUAGAGGCUGAGGAGAAAUAGAAUGAUGAAUCGAUUUAUUUCAUGUCGUUUAGUAGGUCAUUUGAAUAUAUUCGAUCUAGAUUAGCCAUUAUUGUAGUCAAGUUAUGGCUGCAAUGAAGUAGAGUAGCCAUUGAGCAUUUGGGCUUGAACCAAAUUUUCUUACUCUGCACAACCGCCCAGAUAUUUAUUGUAAUCUCUAGUUUUUUAUGGCAACUAUUUGAGGCACAAUGUCACACAUUUUCUCCACGGGCCCUUUUCAGUCCCGGUGCUGCUGAAACUCUCAGUUGUACCACUGCCUGGGUGAAGCAUGCCAAACAUAGAUAUAUGUCUUUUGAAAGAAUAGGGGGACUAUGAAGAAAUCCAACCAUUUAUUGUGUGUCUUCUUGACCAGACACUUGCAGCUUUGGAUUUUACACUGCCAGUUGAUUGGUUGUUGUGGUGGGGGGGGGGGGGAUAUUUCACUAAGAGUUGGGUCUAACUAAUUUCUGCUUUUGUGCCAACACACACAUGUUAUUUAAAGCUUAAUCUCAUUAAUAGAUCUUGGGUAGAUUGUGUCUCAUGAUCUGACCAAUACCUUGAUGCUUAUACCACAGGCAGGGCUCGACAUUAGCAGUGGCCAGGUGGCCCGGGGCAACAAUAAAUGGGAGUCGGACCACCAAAUUCUACAAAUGCCAACACCUGGGGGCCCUGUUGGGCUACCAAAGUUUGAUAAAUUCUAAUGUUUUCUAUUGUGUUAGGGCCACUAGAAUUGCUUUGCGAGCCACCAAAAAUAUGAAAUUGAUUUUGGUGAACCAAUCGGGCCACCAACAAAAGAUGUUAGUGUGGAGCCUUGCCACAGGCAAAUGGAAAUAAAAGUUUGAUUUUUAGUCACUCUUUGUGAAACCGUUGCUGAUUGAUGACCAUUCUGGCUAUGGGAGCACUGCUGUUAGCAUGUUGAAAUUGUGUAGAAAGCUGAUAUUUGAUUAGAGUGAAAAUGUAUUCAGAAUGUUUUCACCCUUAAGCAGUGGUGUGGCAUUGCCUCCCCGACCACCUACUAACAAUUGAUCUUUUUCUGUGACUCUGCCCUUAGCUUUAUAACCAGGUGGGUGUUUCAUAAAGCUGUUCGUAAGAUACGAACGACUUUACGCACGACUGGUGAACCUUUCUUGUGCUAUGUGAUAUCACUGAGUAAUUGAGUUAUGACCUAAGAACAUGUUCCAGUCAUGCUUUAAGUCUUUCGUUACUUUACGAACAGCUUUAUGAAACACGCACCAGAUUAGGCAGCUGUGUAUUUGGGACCUGCUUUCUUAUCUUUAGAUGCGAAAAUAUUAAAUUAUGUGUAAUAAAUUGUGGCUUCUCAAAUGUGUGUGUGCACAGUAAUAAGGUUUUUACAGAUUAUCUUUCAAGAGCUUGUUACCAUCAGGGUCUCAUAUCACAAAGGUUAGUGUUUAAUCAUAUAGUUAGUUAGUUUUAUGAUUAAUUGCAUGUUAUAGUCUAUGCUAUCGAACAUACAAAAGUUACACGAUGAUUGCUAAGCUUUGUGUUAGGGGCACCUGGGGACCAACCUUAAAAUCACUUUUCUAAAAAUAUGACUUGGGAUUUGAACCAUGAACCCCUUUUCUGGUUGUUUAGGGAUAUUUCCUACAGUGCUGUAUCCUAAUUCAUUGACAAUAACUUCAUACAUUUUGGUGCUUACAUAUUAUAGCUGCUAUAUCACAUUCAGAUUUAAAGA